UACCUUCUUUCCACAAUUCAAAAGUGCAAAAAACUCUGGAGACUAUCCCCUUCCCUCAAGUUUGAUACCGACCUGACCUAAGAAGGAGCGAUUUUCAAUACUUAAUCUAUCUCGCUUACUGUGAACAUUCACGCUUUUCCUUGAGGAAUAUUUUUAACACCCCAGACACCAAUGAGACUGUUAAGUAAUACACCAUAAAUGCACCGGCAGACUUUCUCCCAAAGCCAGAUUCUCGCGGUUCUAAUUUGAGGCAGCCCUUUGGAGUUCGAAAACUGCAAUCGGUCUCUCGAGACCUCUAUCCCCGGACCUGGUGCUAGGAGCUGCCCAGUACCUCGGAGAUGGGGCGCCCCGGGGGCUGCGCCCUGGGCCCCGACUGUCCUAGGCGGGCGGGGCGAGGGGGCUUCCGGGGCGGCAGCCACCUGGCCCGGCCCCCUCCGGCCCCGCCCGCUUCUGCUCGGCGCGGUGAUUCACUCCCUCCUUCGCCUCGGGGCCCCCUUCUCGGCCAGACAGCGGGCUAGACGGCUGGCUGUGCAGCGUGCUGGAACCAGUGAGCAGGACAGCAGAUCCUCCGCGUGUCCAGGGACUCCGGUUCACGCCAUGGCGGAUUCCGAGCGCCUGUCGGCCCCCGGCUGCUGGGCAGCCUGCACCAGCUACUGGCGCACCCGAAAGGGACUCCUCCUGUUCGCCGAGAUUAUACUGUGCCUGGUGAUUCUGAUUUGCUUCAGUGCCUCAACGUCAGGGUACUCCUCCCUGUCGGUGAUUGAGAUGGUCCUUGCUGCUGUCUUCUUUGUCAUCUACAUGUGUGAUCUGCAUACCAAGAUGCCGUUCAUCAACUGGCCCUGGAGUGAUUUCUUCCGAACCCUCAUAGCGGCGAUCCUCUACCUGAUCACCUCCAUUUUUGUCCUCGUUGAGAGAGGAAACAGCUCCAAAAUCACUGCAGGGGUACUGGGCUUAAUUGCUACGCUGCUGUUCGGCUAUGAUGCCUAUUUCACCUUCCCACUUCGACAGCAAAGACAUACAGCAGCCCCCACUGACCCUACAGAUGGCCCAGUGUAGGCGAACUCUCAUUUUUCUCUGCAACCUGCAAAGAACUCCUCCACUGAGAAAACUCCCCAUCCCCACAACACUCCCAGCCCCUUACUGAGGUAAAAGUGCCUUUAUUGGGAGAAUUUUGUCUGCCAGCUUGCCAAGCAACCCUCCUGGGUGUGGUCACCUCUAUGGGAGUGGCUAGGUCUCCCUUCUCCAGCAUCCCAAAGCGGACAUCAGUCUUUUGUGGGCCCACACCCCUGCCUAAGCCACAGAAAGGGAGGGGAGUGCCUCCAAUUUCAGACUGUGAGCUCUGAGCUCCACCCGGUAACCCGAGGAAAGUGACCUCCUCAGUGUGGAGGGUGGUUCUCUGGAGUGGAAAAUAAAUAAUAAACAGAUUGCUAAAAUCUA
This is a messenger RNA of Chinchilla lanigera (long-tailed chinchilla), 1437 nucleotides long. RefSeq names its product proteolipid protein 2 (colonic epithelium-enriched) (gene Plp2). Lineage: Eukaryota; Metazoa; Chordata; Mammalia; Rodentia; Chinchillidae. Gene Ontology annotation, cellular component: membrane. The record is from RefSeq and is a predicted model, not a curated record.